Molecule: messenger RNA, 601 nt
Organism: Suillus bovinus
Lineage: Eukaryota; Fungi; Basidiomycota; Agaricomycetes; Boletales; Suillaceae
Exons: 4
Source: RefSeq, a predicted model, not a curated record
CCUACUGUCAAGGCUACGAAGCGGAACCCAAUAUAUCACUUUUACGAUGUUGUACAGUUGAAUGCUGCAGGUCAGGCUGGUGAUCCGGGAGAUAAACACUACAAAUGUUACUUGGGUAAUCGGAAGGUCCUCACCAUUACACGCGCAAUGAAAAGCAGCCUGAAUGGCUUGGUCGGGCAUCUCAAAACACAUUUUCCACCUAUGUAUCGGCUAUACCUCAUCUUGAAGUCUCGUGGAACACCUCCCACCGAAGAUGAGCUCAAAAUGGUGCGAGGCGAAAAAGUUCUUGAUCCUGACGCAGCAGCAGCAUACCUGACACAGCUUGAGCAAGCAUCUGCAAAUCUCAUUGACGCUUUCAACAAGCAAGUCAACAAAGCAUUCGGUGACUGGAACCAAGACAAAUUUGAAGACCUGCUUGCGAAAUGGCUUGUUGCAUGCGACCAGCCGUUUGAUGAGGUUGAAAAGCCAGAGUUCAAAGCAUUCAUUGAGUACACUCACCAAGGUUCGCUACGUAUCCCUGGACGAAUGGCAAUCAAACGUCGUAUCAUGAAGAUGGGUGACGAGACUAUCCAAGGAAUCAAAGACAUGGUUCAGGAACUCG